Messenger RNA from Vigna unguiculata (cowpea), 4171 nucleotides. It is a transcript of the gene SDG29, whose product is annotated as SET domain group 29. Gene Ontology annotation, molecular function: protein binding. Lineage: Eukaryota; Viridiplantae; Streptophyta; Magnoliopsida; Fabales; Fabaceae. The record is from RefSeq and is a predicted model, not a curated record. Gene Ontology annotation, biological process: regulation of transcription by RNA polymerase II.
UGGAAGAAGAAAUUAGGCGCUCCUUACACGCAACGCGCAAGUUAGCAUCUGGCCCAUCAAGUAACUACAUAACAACAUAUGAACACACUCAAGAUAACGCCGCGACUUCUUCUCUCUCCUCUUCUCUUCUCUCUAGUGUUACUCUGCCACCCCUUCCUUGUUCCUCUCUCUAAAAAUUUCCAAAAUUAAAACAACACCGUCCCAUGAAACAAUUUUUAUUUGUCCAGUCCCACAUAAUACAAAUUACAUUGCAAAUUGUCUAACAAAAAAAGUGUUUGCCUUCCUCCUCUGAACUUCUCUUUCUUUCUCUCUCUUUCCCAGUGAGAGAUCCCUCUUUUCUUCUUCUCUGAUAAUUCGACGAUCAGGUUCCCCGACAUUCUCGCACUCAAUUUUUCACUUUCUUCGACCCUCCUCGUGUGUCUGUUCACGGAAUUCCGGUUUCUCUUGGCGCUUCUGUGGUUGCUCUGUUUCUUGGAAUUCAAUUCGGGAUUAGGGUUUAUGGGGUGGCUAUCGCGUUUCGCCUUGCAAGUGAAAUUUUCCUUUCUGGGGUUCUAGAAGUUGGGAUUUUGACAGCGUUCGUAGCUUCAAUUUAAUGCGGGCGUCGUGAUUUGUUCCGCAGCGUAAGCCAUGAUUAUCAAGCGCAACUUGAAAUCCCAAAUGCCGAAUCUGAAACGGGUCAAACUCGGUGACUCGGUGGGUGAGGACGAUGAUUGCUCCAACGCUCGGAAGAAGAGAAAGACCAACGGUUACUACCCUUUGAACCUUCUUGGCGACGUGAUUCCGGUGAGUUUUCACGGACUGUUAGGCGCCAGCGUGUCUGAGAAAGGGUUCUCUGCAACGUGGUGCACGCAGGCGUCGUGCAACGGGGUGGAAUCGAACGCGAAAAACAACGUCGUCGUGGAAGCAAAGAAGAAGAGCGAGGUUCAGCGGCCACCUCUGGUUAGGACUUCGAGGGGGCGAGUUCAAGUUCUGCCUUCGCGGUUCAAUGACUCUGUUAUUGAUAAUUGGAGGAAAGAGAGCAAGAGUAGUAGCGGCUUGCGUGAUGGUGAUUAUGAUGAUGAGUUUGAAUGCAAAAAGGAGAAGCUCAGCUUCAGGGCACCCAAGGUUUGCAGCAAUCAGAAGAAGGGAAAAAACGAGGAGAAAACGGGUUCCAAAGCUCGUAAGUACUCGGCAUUGUGCAAGAGUUAUGAGAGGAGCAAGUGUUCCAGUUUGCCUGGUGGUGGGGCAUUGGCCUUGAAGCAUGGUGGGUUGGUGGUUGAAGAAGACGAGAGGGGAAGGUUUUUGGAGGUGGAAGGAGUUGGUUUGAUGGGUUUGAAGGAGAAUAGUGGAGAGAGGAGAAGUGGGUUGUUUGGGCCAGAAGAUUUUUAUGCAGGUGACAUAGUGUGGGCCAAAGCUGGGAGAAAGGAACCUUUUUGGCCUGCCAUUGUUAUUGAUCCUAUGACUCAGGCUCCUGAGUUGGUUCUCAGGUCUUGUAUAGCUGAUGCAGCUUGUGUCAUGUUUCUUGGGUACGCGGGGAAUGAGAAUCAAAGGGACUAUGCAUGGGUGAAGCAUGGGAGCAUUUUUCCAUUUAUGGAUUAUGUGGACAGGUUUCAGGGGCAAUCUGAGUUGAGUUUCUAUAAUCCUUCUGACUUCCAAAUGGCAAUAGAGGAGGCAUUUUUGGCGGAGAGGGGUUUCACUGAGAAGUUGAUAGCAGAUAUAAAUACAGCAGCUACUAGCAAUGGUUAUGAUGAUUCUAUUCUGAAAGCCGUUCAGGAGGUUACUCGUUCAAACCAUUAUGCUGGAUAUCGUUUUCUGAACCAGGAUUUAUUUGAUAAGAAAGAGACACGGCCCUGUGAAGCUUGUGGGUUGAACCUUCCUUACAAAAUGUUAAAGAAGACUAGGGAUUCAAGGGCCGGGGGCCAAUUCCUAUGCAGAACAUGUGCUAGGUUAACAAAAUCAAAGCAUUAUUGUGGCAUAUGCAAGAAAGUUUGGAAUCAUUCAGAUAGUGGAAGUUGGGUGCGCUGUGAUGGAUGCAAAGUGUGGGUGCAUGCAGAAUGUGACAAAAUUUCUAGCAACCUUUUCAAGAAUCUUGAAGGCACUGAUUAUUACUGCCCUACGUGCAAAGCCAAAUUUGAUUUUGAAUUAUCUGAUUCAGAAAAACCACAUGCAAAAGUCAAGUGGAAUAAAAACAAUGGGCAGCUAGUGCUUCCAAAUAGGGUCACUGUUCUCUGCAAUGGUGUGGAAGGUGUAUAUUUUCCAAGCCUUCAUUCAGUUGUGUGCAAGUGCGGGUUUUGUGGGGCAGAAAAGCAAGCACUUAGUGAAUGGGAACGACACACAGGUUCCAAAUCAAGAAAUUGGAGAACAAGCAUUAGGGUGAAAGACUCCAUGCUACCUCUGGAACAAUGGAUGCUGCAGUUGGCAGAAUUUCAUGCUAUUGCUCAAGUUCCUGCCAAACCCAAGAAACCUUCUUUAAAAGAAAGAAAGCAGAAGCUGCUUACCUUCUUGCAAGAGAAGUAUGAACCUGUUUAUGCUAAGUGGACUACAGAACGCUGUGCUGUUUGUAGAUGGGUUGAAGACUGGGACUAUAACAAAAUUAUCAUUUGCAUCAGAUGUCAAAUAGCUGUUCAUCAAGAAUGCUAUGGAGCAAGAAAUGUUCGAGAUUUUACUUCUUGGGUUUGUAAGGCUUGUGAAACGCCUCACAUCAAGCGGGAGUGUUGUCUUUGUCCCGUAAAAGGUGGUGCUCUGAAACCAACUGAUGUUGACACAUUAUGGGUUCAUGUAACUUGUGCUUGGUUUCGGCCUGAAGUCUCUUUUGCUAGUGAUGAGAAGAUGGAGCCGGCUUUGGGUAUUCUAAGUAUUCCAUCAAAUUCUUUUGUGAAGAUUUGUGUUAUUUGCAAGCAAAUUCAUGGUUCGUGUACACAAUGUUGCAAGUGUUCUACUUAUUUCCAUGCCAUGUGUGCAUCGAGGGCCGGUUAUCGAAUGGAGUUGCAUUGUUUAGAGAAAAAUGGCAGGCAGACAACAAAAAUGGUCUCUUAUUGUGCUUACCACAGGGCUCCCAAUCCAGAUACUGUUUUGAUUAUGCAAACCCCUCUUGGGGUCAUUUCAACCAAAAGCCUUCUCCAAACUAAGAAAAAAACUGGUUCAAGGUUAAUCUCAUCUAACAGAAGAAAGCAAGAUGUCCCUCCUAUUGAUAACACCGAGCAUGAGCCAUUUUCUGCCGCUAGGUGCCGUAUCUUUCAAAGAAUAAACCAUACCAAAAAGAGAGCUGCGGAUGAGGCUGUUUCUCAUCAAGUGAGGGGUCACUAUCACCAUCCUUUAGAUGCAAUACAGAGUUUAAAUGCACCCAGAGUGGUGCCUGAACCCCAAGCAUUUUCUUCAUUCAGAGAACGCCUUUACUACUUGCAGAGAACCGAAAAUGAACGAGUUUGCUUUGGUAGAUCGGGCAUACAUGGAUGGGGCCUUUUCGCACGUAGAAAUAUUCAAGAAGGAGAAAUGGUUCUUGAAUAUCGUGGCGAACAAGUGAGACGCAGCAUUGCAGAUUUGAGGGAGGCACGCUAUAGAUUAGAAGGCAAAGAUUGUUAUCUAUUUAAGAUAAGUGAAGAAGUGGUAGUAGAUGCCACUGAUAAAGGGAAUAUAGCACGGCUCAUUAAUCAUUCUUGUAUGCCAAAUUGCUAUGCAAGAAUCAUGAGUGUCGGUGACGACGAGAGCCGGAUUGUUCUCAUUGCCAAGACUAUCGUGUCUGCCGGCGAUGAGUUAACGUAUGACUACCUGUUUGAUCCUGAUGAGCCAGAUGAAUUCAAAGUGCCCUGCCUAUGUAAAGCUCCAAACUGCCGGAAAUUCAUGAAUUAGGAAGGAUUAUACAAAUGAAAUGAAUAUCAGAUGACAAGUAUUGUUUCUUCUCCGCAAGGAGCACUAACCCCAUCCCCUAUUGUGCAGGGAAUCUCACAGUUAAACACCAAAGCUGUAAUUUUUAUCAAACCAAAAAGAAGAGAAAAAAACAAACAUAGGGAGAAAAAAAAGGCAUAGUUCAGUGUUUUUCUUUUACUCUUGGUUUUCUUUGGAUAUUCAUGGAACUCUAAUAAAAGCUAGAUUUUUCAUAGCUUUUGGCUCUUGGCAUCUCUGUAAAUGUAUAACCCUUUAUUACUCUUAUUUUUUUCUCAAUUCAAUGUUAACCAUUUUUUUCCUUCGUGUA